AUGAAUCGUGACCCGCAGAAUGCGCUGCUGCUGGAGCAAACGGCGCAGAAGGCAAAGCGGCUGCUUCUCCAGCGUAGCCCGACCACAGUGAAUGGCAUUCGAAGCUUCAGCCGGUCUCUCGGGAUCGCCGACGACCUCGGCAGCACGCAGGUGACCGCAGAGGAGCUGCGUCGCGCGCUUCAAGAGAACAAUGUUUCGCUAGAGGAGCACGAGAUUCAAAACAUCUUUACAGUACUGGACCGCAAUGGUAAGGGCACGAUUGACCCCACAGACUUCAUUGCUGUCAUGUGCAACCACAUCAGUCCGCUGCGCAAAGUGUGGCUGCGGCGUGUAUGGCGAAUAUUUAUCAAGGACCCUGACGAUGGUUCGGUGCAGGUGUGCGAGCUGCAGCGGCAGUUUAUAGCGGAGGGUCAUCCAGCGGUCGUACGCCACGAGACAACCGCAGCGGAGGUGCGCAAGGAAUUUGAAUCGGCCUUCAACGAAAGCACCAAUCCAGAUGGAAAGAUAAGCGCUCAGGAGUUCGCGGAGUACUACGCUGGUAUCUCAGCCUCCUGCAGCACCGAUGAAUCCUUCGUGGCCCUACUCCGUGGUGUGUGGCCGCUGCCCGGUGUUUCGCGCGACUUCUCCAUCUCACUCGCGAAGGGCGAGGCGGAGUACCAAGGCUCCUAUCACACGGAACAGAGUUUAGAAGAAAAGAUGAAUGUCGCCAGCCGCGAGGCAGCGCGAUCGGCGUUGAUGAGCAUGAUUCGUUGCGAUCACGCACCGGCCGUUCUCAGUAGUGGCGCCGCAGCCCGAGCACUGUGCCUCUCUCUAGCGCAAGCUGACGAGGCGUGCUCGGGUUUCGUGAGCGAGGCUGUGUUUCUGGGUGCUCUGCAGACGCACCGUCUCUACGUACUGAACACGUCCGUGUUGGAAUGCCUAGACACCAACGGAGAUGGAUAUAUCGACAUCAAGUACUACGAGGAACUGUUACUGCCUUCGCCGUCUGCCGCGCGUCUCAUGCUGCUGGCACGGCUGUGGUCGCGCUGCUUCGAGAACAAAGACGCGGCCUACCGCGUGCCAGUGCAAGAUCUGCACCGAAAAUACCACGCCUCGAGUCCGGCAGACAAAGACGCGUUCCUUACCGCCUGGGAUGUGAGAACGGCCGUCGGCGGCAAGGUUGAGCUGGAGGAACUGGUCCAGUGGUAUGUGCCGCAGAGUGCGGCGGUGCCGCGCGACAAUGAUUUCGAGGAGCUUCUGCACCGGCAGUGGGGAAAGUACGACGAGUAG
Messenger RNA from Leishmania mexicana MHOM/GT/2001/U1103, 1269 nucleotides. RefSeq lists its product as hypothetical. NCBI's taxonomy places the organism in Eukaryota, Euglenozoa, Kinetoplastea, Trypanosomatida, Trypanosomatidae. Gene Ontology annotation, molecular function: calcium ion binding. The transcript has a single exon. The record is from RefSeq and is a predicted model, not a curated record. The coding region runs from base 1 to 1269 and encodes 422 amino acids.